CUAUAAAAUGCUCGAGAAAAUCGGCGAGGGCGUCCAUGGCUGCGUGUUUAAGGCCAUCGAUCUGCAGCGCAACAAGGAGGUGGCCAUCAAGAAGGUGGCCCUUAAGAACAAGUUCGGAAACAUAGCCCUAAAUACGUUGAGGGAAAUCAAGACCCUGCAGCUCUGCAAGUCUGAAUAUAUUCUGGACAUCAUUGACAUAUAUCCCGACCUAACUGGUCUCUCCUUGGUGCUAGAGUACCAGCCGGACACUCUGUACAACCGCCUUAAGAGCGAGGUGAAUCCCCUGAGCCGCCAGCAGGUGCGCAAGUUUGCACACCAAAUGUUCAAGGGGAUUGCCUAUCUGCAUGACGCGGGUCUGAUGCACCGGGAUAUUAAGCCCGCCAACCUGCUGAUCAGCGAUACAGAUAUGCUCAAGAUUGCCGAUUUCGGACUGGCACGUCUGUACUUCCCUGAAGAGGAGUCGCGCCUUUAUUCGCCUCAGGUCUCAACCCGAUGGUAUCGGGCUCCAGAGAUUCUCUUUGGCAGCCAGAAGUAUGGAACCGGAGUGGAUAUGUGGGCGGCAGGCUGUGUAGUAGCGGAGAUGCUACGCGGUGUGCCUCUGUUUGCGGGAACCACCGACAUCGAGCAAUUGGCCAUCAUCAUUCGCACUUUGGGCAGCCCACGUCUGAAUCAGUGGCCGGAGCUGACUUCCCUGCCGGAUUACAGCAAAAUACGAUUUCCCAACUCCGUGGGCAUUCACUGGGACAACUUGUUUCCCAGCUGCACACAUGCGGUGGAAAUCAAUCUGGUCUCGAAUCUGGUGGUCUACAAUCCUAGAAACCGACUCAAGGCCAGCGAGGCCGUCGAGCAUGACUAUUUUCACUAAUUAUAAGACUAUUUACACGGACAUUGCUAGCAACUAAGAGUUUUCCGAUUCUUUGAAUCUACAAGG
Molecule: messenger RNA, 931 nt
Organism: Drosophila sechellia
Lineage: Eukaryota; Metazoa; Arthropoda; Insecta; Diptera; Drosophilidae
Product: cyclin-dependent kinase 20
Exons: 5
Coding region: 8-865 (285 amino acids)
Biological process (GO): protein phosphorylation
Cellular component (GO): nucleus
Molecular function (GO): protein serine/threonine kinase activity; ATP binding
Source: RefSeq, a predicted model, not a curated record